AUGACUGGUGGGUUUAUAAGCAAGGCCAGGAAACGGAUUUCUUGGUCCAAGAAGUAUGAUCGGAUUGUGGAGGAGUCCACAGAUUCGUUCAAUUCCUCUGCUCACAAGAAGCUUCAGGUUGACCAAAUUGUUUCCAUGACGGAGUUGACAAACUAUUCAGACAACUCUUGUUGGGAUGAACUCAAGAUUGCAGAAUGCCAAUCUUGCUCGUCUCGAUUGAUGAUCCGCAACAAUGCACGGAAGAAAAAGGUAAAGAAAAAAGGCGGCCCCCUGAGGGAACGGAACCGCCCCUUCUUGCCACCAAAGAGACCCUCCUCCUCCUUCUCCACCAAGUCUGCUUCAAAUGCCUCAGCCUCAGCCUCUUCCAGAAACUCAAGAAACUCAAACUACUACUACAUGGAGAUGGAUGACCAUGAAAACCAGGAUGAUGAUGAACCCUUGCUUCAUUGGGCACAGUUGCCGUUUGCCAAUGCGUCGCAAGAGCAGCGAGAAUUUCUACCUGUCACAUUGGGCGUAGAAAUCUAA
Molecule: messenger RNA, 525 nt
Organism: Seminavis robusta
Lineage: Eukaryota; Bacillariophyta; Bacillariophyceae; Naviculales; Naviculaceae
Source: the annotation of a GenBank genome assembly